UCCGGAGAGGAACCAGCUGUCACUUCUGCACGAUCCUCCGCAAGGAUCCGACCCAGCAGCGGUUUGGGACUCCCAGGAAACCGCAUUUGAAACCAGUGAACAGGGAAACAAUGAAGAUGCUCCUGCCUCUGGUAAUCCUUCAGCUGCUCUUGGCUCCAGCACUCACGGUGCCCAGCGGGGAUUACUGGGAAUCGUGGGGUCCUUAUGGAGAAUGCAGUCGCAGCUGUGGCAGCGGUGUGACCAUAAGAACCAGACGCUGUAUCACUCACAGGACGGAUGGAGGACACAACUGUGUUGGACCAGAGAAGUCGUACCGCUCCUGCAACAUCCAGGACUGUCCAGAGGGAUCCAAGGAUUUCCGUGAGGAGCAGUGCUCCCAGUUUGACGGGACUGACUUCCAGGGGAAACGCUACAAGUGGCUCCCGUAUUAUGGAGGUGAGAACCCGUGUGAGCUGAACUGCAUCCCGAGAGGAGAAAACUUUUUCUAUCGUCACCGCAGCUCUGUGGUCGACGGCACACCCUGUCACCCAGGACGGAGGGAUGUUUGUGUGGAAGGAGUCUGCAAGCGUCUGGGCUGUGACAACAUGCUGGAGUCUCCUCAGCAGGAGGACCCCUGCCUGCAGUGUGGGGGUAACGGACAGUCCUGCCACCGCGUCCACAACAGCUUCUCCGUACGCAGCCUGCCGACCGGCUACAACCAGAUGUUCAUCAUCCCCGUUGGAGCCACAACCAUCAGGAUCAGGGAAACAGUGGCAACACGCAACUACCUUGCUAUUAAGAACCUGCGUGGUGAGUACUACCUCAAUGGCCACUGGGUAAUUGAGUUUUCCAGGGCGACACCCAUCGCCGGCACCAUGCUGUACUACCAGCGAGGAGCUGAGGGCGACAACGUCCCUGAAACCAUCAUCGGCCGCGGCCCCACCACUGAACCGCUGGUUGUGGAGCUGAUCAGCCAGGAGCCAAACCAGGGGGUGGAGUAUGAGUAUUACCUUCCUAACGGACGCUCCAGGGAUGGCUACUACUGGAGUUUUGGAUCGUGGUCCGCCUGCAGCAGAGAGUGUGGAUCAGGUUAUUAGUCUCGCUUGGUCUUCUGCACCAUCGAUAACGAGGCCUAUCCUGACUACCUCUGUGCGUCUCUGCCAAGGCCACAGACCAACCGUACAUGCAACCCACACACAUGCCCACAGACCCGCAGGAUGGCCUACCUGUAUCCACCACAGUUGUGGACGUCCUCAGAAAGACCCAGAGCGUAUGCGUUCAGCUGGAGAACCGGCGAGUGGAACGCCUGCUCGGUCACCUGUGGUGGAGGCUCCCAGGUUCGCAGCGUGCAGUGCGUCUCCCAGGAUGCCUCGGGGCCCCGCGUGGUGGAUGAUGCCAUUUGCGCCGCCUACACCGAGGCACCUCCUUCGAUGCAGACCUGCAACAUGCAGAAGUGUGUCGAGUAUCAAGUGACCAGAUGGAGUGCGUGCUCUGUGACCUGCGGUUCAGGCGAACAGACCAGGGACGUGACCUGCGUGGGUUCAGGCGGGAUGAGGCUGGAGGAAACAUCCUGCAGCGCUUUGCUCCGCCCACUCGCCGUCCGACCCUGUGAGAUGGCCGCCUGCCCGAGACAGAUCAGCUGGCAGGUUGGGGAGUGGGGACUGUGCUCUACGAGCUGUGGCUCCGGCUCCAGAGAGCGCCAGGUGAUCUGCUCCGACCCGGAGAGGAACCUGUACCCUGUGGACCAGUGCGGCGCCCGCCCCAAACCCUCCACUGUGGAGCGCUGCAACACUCAGCCCUGCUACAGCCCACAGGUUGUCCCGAGCGUCCAGGACCCACGAGGACACGACAGCUCUCAGACCGGCUUCCAGCCCCAAGCUCCGGAUCGCACAGCAGUCCACAGGCCCGAGACGGAUCCGACCCAGACCAACACAGUCCAUGACCCUCACGGCUCCGCCCCGGCCCUCCACUGUAGCCAGUCCUAUUACGGCUGCUGCCCAGACGGACGCACUUCGGCUGCGGGCCCCCGGCGCCUGGGAUGCCCACAGGGCCCGGCUGCCGCUCCUGCCCAGCCGUCCUGCAUUCAGACCAGUUACGGCUGCUGCCAAGACGGCGUGACGGCUGCUCAGGGCCCCAACAAGGAGGGCUGUGUGGAGUUCGUGGCCCCUACACCCACUGUCGCUCCCUCUCUCCCUACUGAGAAUGCAGUUCAGUGCCGGACCACCACCUACGGCUGCUGCUACGACCGCACCACACCUGCAGGAGGACCCAACGGGGAGAGCUGCCCCAACCCCCCCAACCACAUCGAGCGCUCCAUCUGCUCCCUGCCUCGUGCCGCCGGCUCCUGCAGCACCUGGGUGUCACGCUACCACUACGAUGUCAUCACCUCCAGGUGCGUGCACUUCUGGUAUGGGGGUUGCCACGGCAACAGCAACAACUUCAUGACCCGGGCGGAGUGCCAGAGGGCGUGUCGGGUGCCCGCGCCCGGGCCGGUCGCUCCCGCUGGAGAGCCGACCUCCAGGAGAGAGUCCACCCCUGCGAGGACCCCGGCUGGAGCAGGCACCUCGUCUGGAGGAGGGUCCAGAGCAGGGGGGUCCGUCUCUGGAGGGUCGACAGGUGGGCAGUCGCGCAACAUGGGGAGGAUUUUCACGGUCCAGGGAGGCUCGACCGGCAGCACCGGCAGACAGGCCACGAGCGCCGCCACACACGCCCACAGAGCCAGAGUCUACCUGCGGGGACGCCGGCCCUCACCUGUCACUGCCGCACAGCACAGCGGCCCAGCUGCGAGUUUGACCCUGGGAGGAGUGACCAUCGAUAAGACUGACCCGUCCACAGUGGAAGCGUUAGUUGGCCAGACAGUCGUGCUGCCCUGCAGAGUCAGCCCGCCGCCGUCCUCCACCGUCACCGUGGAGUGGAGGAGAGACGGCAUCCCCCUGUCGACUCGCAGGCAUCACCAGCAGCCCAACGGCUCCCUGUUAGCCGGUCCUCUCGCUAAGGGCGACUCCGGCUGGUUUUUGUGCGUUGCCACUCGGGAACGUGAGAGAGACCACCGCUACAUUUACCUCUCUGUCUCAGAGGGAACGUCUCCGAUGGUUCCUACCUCACUCCCCAGAGACAGUCCACUCCCCCGGUUCAGUAUCGACCGCUCAAGCUCGUCUCAGCUGGAAAUGCGAGCGGGACAAACUGCCAGGCUGCCCUGCACCAUCGUCCCUCCCUCAGCUCUGCAGUCCGUCAGCAUUCAGUGGACAAAGGAUGGACAGACCCUCAGUGACUCCAGGUUCACCCAGCAUUCAGACGGCACCCUGACCGUCGGCGCUCUGACGUCUGAUGACUCCGGUGUCUACACGUGCACGGCCUCCAGUCAUCAGCAGCUGGAGCAGAGACAGCUGCAACUCCGAGUCCAAGCGGACCUGAAGAUCACGACAGCUCCGAACAACAUCCAGGUGUCUGAAGGCAGCACAGCUCUGCUCCCCUGCGUGGUGUCAGGAGAAAACAUUAACAUCGGCUGGUCCAGAAACGGCGUACCGGUGCGUCCAGAUGGUCGUAACAUCCAGAUGUCAUCUGACGGCAGCCUGAUCCUAAACAACGUGAAGCCGUCAGAUGAGGGAACCUACACCUGUAACGCUUACACUGGCAUCUACUCUGUGAGCGCCACGGCUGAAGUGAGGAUCAUUAAAGACACACAACAAGGUGUCGAUGUUCCUCCGGAGUGCGUGGACCAGCCGGAGCUCGCCAACUGCGAGCUCAUAGUUUACGCCCGACUUUGCUCCAACUCGUACUACUCCAGCUUCUGCUGUGCCAGCUGCACCAGGCAUUCACAGAAGAACGAGAGGUUUGGUCGGCUAGGCUAAAGACAC
Seriola dumerili (greater amberjack) is the source of this 3836-nucleotide messenger RNA. It is a transcript of the gene paplna, whose product is annotated as papilin, proteoglycan like sulfated glycoprotein. Lineage: Eukaryota; Metazoa; Chordata; Actinopteri; Carangiformes; Carangidae. The record is from RefSeq and is a predicted model, not a curated record. Gene Ontology annotation, biological process: extracellular matrix organization. Gene Ontology annotation, cellular component: extracellular matrix. The transcript is spliced from 28 exons. Gene Ontology annotation, molecular function: metalloendopeptidase activity; serine-type endopeptidase inhibitor activity.